Messenger RNA from Phyllostomus hastatus (greater spear-nosed bat), 315 nucleotides. Its product is annotated as U6 snRNA-associated Sm-like protein LSm6. The transcript has 2 exons. Gene Ontology annotation, molecular function: RNA binding. Gene Ontology annotation, cellular component: P-body; U6 snRNP; nucleolus. Gene Ontology annotation, biological process: mRNA splicing, via spliceosome; maturation of SSU-rRNA. The record is from RefSeq and is a predicted model, not a curated record. NCBI's taxonomy places the organism in Eukaryota, Metazoa, Chordata, Mammalia, Chiroptera, Phyllostomidae. The coding region runs from base 1 to 315 and encodes 104 amino acids.
AUGAGUCUGUGGAAGCAAACUCCCAGUGACUUAAUGCAAAUCAUUGGACUACCAAUUGUGGUAGCAUUAAAUUCUGGAGUGGGUUCGCAAGGGGUCCUGGCUUGCCUGCAUAGCUACAUGAAUAUACUCAUCAUCUUGGAGCGCAGGGAAGAAUAUGUAAAUGAGCAACUGAAGAAUAAGUAUGGGGAUGCAUUUAUCCAAGGAAACAAUAUGUUCCACAUAGUACACAGAAGAAAAGGAUGUGAAGACACUACAAAAGAACAAUUCAUCCAUGAAAAGUCAUUUCACAUCAACCUUACAAAAGAAGAACCUUAA